AUGCAACAUCCCUUCCAACGUAUCGCUGCUGUGCAGGGAGGCACAGAACAUGGCCAUUUGAUCGCCGCGUGUGGCCCCAGACUCAUAUCUCUUAGCCUGGAGUCAGGCGAGCUCAUUUCGGAAUGGACAGCGGACAGUGAUCUUCCAUCCGGGAUCAAUGGCCAAUCAAAAGACGAUCCGAUCUCACAAUCCUCGGAGCCUCCAUCAAAAAGACAGAAAACCUCCAAUGAUGACACGCCAGCCGAGGAGAACAAGCAAYAACCCUCCUUCGGCAAGAAGACCAAACAACAAAAGAAGAAUGCGUCACCCCAAAAGUCAUCUACAUUCAUCCUCCUUGCAGUCUCACCAGAUCAACAUCACCUCGCAGCAGUGACAGAUGACAAGUCAAUCCGUAUCUUUGCCUUGCCCACCCUCCAAGAGAUAGGGAAACCCCGCGAAGUCCCCAAGCGACCAUGUGCUAUCCAGAUUCCACCAUCAAACGACACUCUUCUGCUAGCGGACAAGCACGGCGACGUCUAUUCUCUUCCCCUAAUCCAAGGAGAAGUCACCACCAAACCCAAACCAGAAGCCUCGGAGGAGAACAAGUUCAAACCUUCAGCGACGCCUUUGACGGUACAUUCCAAGAGAAAUCUCACCGCGCUGCAAGCUCAACAAGCACAGAAACAAUUCACGCCUAGAAAGGAUGUCCUUGCAGAGUUUGACAAUACUUUGUUGUUGGGACAUGUCUCGAUGCUUACAGAUAUGACAUUCCUAUCACUUCCGGGAGAAAAGAGACAGUGGCUUGCUACAUGUGAUCGCGAUGAACAUAUCCGCAUUUCUCGAGCGCCACCACAAGCUCACGUCAUCGAGGGAUUCUGUUYGGGACAUCAGGCAUUCGUGAGUCGCAUCUGUCAAGUGGGGAGGAGAUUGGUCAGCGGAGGUGGCGAUGCAUGGUUGGGAGUUUGGGACUUUCAAACCAUGACAUUGGAGCGGAAGAUUCAAUUGGAGGGCCUAGUACCUGAAGGCAAAAUGGCCGUGAGCGGGAUCUGGCAGGCGGGAGAGGGAGUCGUGUUUGUGAUGGAAAAAGUGGACGCCGUAUUCUACCUGCCGACCUUGGAGGGCGAACAAGAUGUAAAGUCCUGGUCCACAUCCGGGCUCUAUCCGCUGGAUGUUGCGAUUUUGGGAAACAAAGUGGUCGUCUCGGUGGAUGCGAGAGAGGGGAACUCGGCGAGGAUACAAGUCAUUGAUCUGAAGACUGGAGGUCAAGAUAUCGCUUCUAUGGAAAAGCUGAAGGGAAUGAACUCAUACAGUGGCAAGGUAUUCGAUGGUACGGGCAAGCAGUUGGAUGAUUUGUUGUAUAAUGUGGCGAAUCUCAGGAAACGAGGGCCUAUGGAAGGUGGUGAGCCGGUGGAAGAGGAGGGCGCUACUCUUGUUGAGGAAGAAUGA
Messenger RNA from Ramularia collo-cygni, 1425 nucleotides. RefSeq lists its product as uncharacterized. Gene Ontology annotation, molecular function: protein binding; tRNA (guanine(46)-N7)-methyltransferase activity. The record is from RefSeq and is a predicted model, not a curated record. Gene Ontology annotation, biological process: RNA (guanine-N7)-methylation. The coding region runs from base 1 to 1425 and encodes 474 amino acids. The transcript has 2 exons. Gene Ontology annotation, cellular component: cytosol; tRNA methyltransferase complex; nucleus. NCBI's taxonomy places the organism in Eukaryota, Fungi, Ascomycota, Dothideomycetes, Mycosphaerellales, Mycosphaerellaceae.